Messenger RNA from Xenopus tropicalis (tropical clawed frog), 3431 nucleotides. RefSeq names its product ubiquitin specific peptidase 36 (gene usp36). The transcript has 20 exons. The record is from RefSeq and is a predicted model, not a curated record. Gene Ontology annotation, biological process: ubiquitin-dependent protein catabolic process; protein deubiquitination. The coding region runs from base 207 to 3209 and encodes 1000 amino acids. NCBI's taxonomy places the organism in Eukaryota, Metazoa, Chordata, Amphibia, Anura, Pipidae. Gene Ontology annotation, molecular function: cysteine-type deubiquitinase activity.
CUAGGAACUAGCGGUAACCUUUAAAGCAUGGUGUAAAAUUCCGGAAACGCACAGAAAAUGAACCGGAAACUGAUGUUCGCCACGAGUGUGAAACACGGACUAUUUGGAAGAGCUGGAAGACACAGACAAUAAAUUGGUCAUACUGAGGGACUAAAGGUAACUGUUGGAUAUCGAGGAAAACAUACCAUACCAGUUAAAAGUGCACAAUGCCCAUUGUGGAGAAACUGAAGGAUGCACUAAAGACAGUUGAAAAUGACUCUGAAGAUACAGAGCUGGGGAAGUUGCUGGCCUCUUCUGCAAAAAAAAUCCUUCUGCAGAGGAUUGUGUUUCAUCCAGCCAGCAGUAAUUUGUGCUACCAGCUGAAGGCACUGAAGAGCAAAUAUGUAUUUUUGAACCCACAUUCACAGACGGCAAUUUGUAAUGGAAAAACGGAUGGGAUACUGACCCAGCAUCAGAAUGUUGACCUCUCUACUGGAAGGUCAGAUGGGGUUCCUGUUCCUCAAAAAAUUCUGUUCCCAGCUGACAAGUUGUCCAUGAAAUGGGACCGAAUCUCCAGGGUCGGGGCAGGACUUCAAAAUCUAGGAAAUACGUGCUUCCUCAAUGCAACAGUUCAGUGUCUUACCUACACUCCUCCUCUUGCUAACUACUUGUUGUCUAAGGAGCACAGCCGCAACUGUCAGCAAAGUGGAUUCUGUAUGCUCUGCAUCAUGCAAAACCACCUCAUUCAAGUGUUUGCAAACAGUGGAAAUAAUGUAAAGCCAGUUUCUUUCAUUCGUGACUUGAAAAAAAUUGCACGUCAUUUUCGAUUUGGGAGCCAGGAGGAUGCUCAUGAGUUUCUGCGCUACACUAUUGAUGCCAUGCAGAAGGCCUGUCUUAAUGGAUAUGCAAGACUGGAUCGGCAUAGCCAGGCAACUUCCUUGGUGCAUCAGAUAUUUGGGGGCUAUUUGCGGUCCCGUGUGACAUGCUCUGUUUGUAAGAAUGUAUCUGACACUUACGAUCCCUAUCUGGACAUUGCUUUGGAGAUACGGAAUGUACCAAAUAUUGUCUGUGCUCUAGAAAUGUUUGUUAAAUCAGAUGUACUGAGUGGAGAGAAUGCCUAUAUGUGUGCAAGGUGCAAGAAGAAGGUUCCAGCUUGUAAGAGGUUCAGUGUGCACAGGGAAUCCAAUGUUCUUACUUUGUCUCUUAAACGGUUCGCUAACUCUAGUGGAGGUAAAAUCACCAAGGAAGUUGGGUACCCUGAAUUUUUGAACCUUCGCCCAUACAUGUCACAGAGAAAUGGUGUUCCUGUCAUGUAUGCACUUUAUGCCGUGCUGGUUCACUCUGGAUACAGCUGCCAUGCAGGACACUAUUACUGCUAUGUCAAGGCCAGUAAUGGACAGUGGUACCAGAUGAACGAUUCCCUAGUUCAUGCCAGCAAUAUCAAGGUUGUUUUGAACCAGCAAGCUUAUGUUCUCUUCUAUUUACGGGUUUCCGAGAACAGGCAAAAUUAUGAUAAUUCAACGGGUAAAGUGCAAGUUAGACACAGUAUUCAUACCACCCCCUCUUCACCUAACAUAACAAAGAACCACUCACCCCUGUAUGAGGAAAAGGGACACAAAGGAAAAAAACUUUCACCCCAGGAAGAAACUGGAAUUCCUGUUUUACGCAAAUUGUCACCUUUUAUUAACAAAAGUCACAGCAGUGCAAACCCUUUACGACCCUCGAGUGUUGACGUCUGCACCAAACUAGCUUCAAGUCCCCCUAGUGUUCCAUUUAAUCGGGAUACUUCUAUGAGCAAUGGCAAGAAGCCUUUCCAAACUCAACAGGAGAUUAUUCUUAAUAAGAAUAGCAAGCAUGAAAGUUUAAAGCUGAAUAUGAAAACUGGCAAUCCUGUGACUGGGCAUGGGGUGAUGUCUUCAACCAGUCCACCAGAGAACUUGAGUGAAACCAAACUUUUGAAAUCAUCUCCUACACUAGAGAAUGAAUGUGAGGCUUUAACCAUAUCUCCUGUCCCUGCCAGUAAGCCAGUCCUAUGUGCCACAAAGGGCAGUGCAUUACAGAACGGAAGCAAAAAUCACAUACCCUUACCCAUAUCCUCAUCUCUCACCACUGGUUCUGCUCAUCUGGGGUCUCUUGACCUUGACUCCACUUCAUCCCAACAGCUCCAUAAUCACCGAGAAUGUACAGUAGUGUUCGCUGGAAGUUCAAGUGCAAGCCAUUCCUGUAAAAGAACAGAUAAACCAACCAGUCCAGGAGCAGCCCCCCACAUCACCCCAGAAAAUCAUGUUUCUAAUACUGUCUUCAAAUAUGAGACCUCAUCUUCCCUGUCUGCUGACAGAAGUUCCGGGACAGACUGUGCUUCUAUAAAAGAGUGCAAGAAAAGGAAAAAGAACUCUAAAUUGAAAGACAGUGGAACGACUGUUACUGAAUGCAGCCCAGCAAAGAUGAGGAAAAAAACAAAUGUUCAUUUAGGAUACAAUGAGCGAGCCAUGGUGCCGCAGACUGAAGAGGAGCAAGUGCAUCAAUCAGGUCAAACUGUGAUAGAAAAUGAUAAUCCAACAGCUACACAUUAUACCUCUCAAUUAGAUUUGCAGAUACCAAAUCCUACUGAAAAUUUCCAGAAGAAGCGACAUAAGAAAAAAACAAAAAUGGUGAAAAUGCAACAGGUGGAGGGCACAGAUCUGGCACAGCCUGAUGGCUUUCUUUCAGAUUGUGACAAGGACUCUAAAGCGCAUCAUAUUAAUAGAGAAAGCAAGAAGAAGAAAAAACAGCCAAGUCAGGUACUGCAUCAGGAGAAAAAGCAGUGCACCCCAAACGGGAACACGACACGACAAGAAGCGCCAGUAUUUGUAUGGGACAGUCAAAUCCGAGGUGUUCAUAGCAAACAGGAAAUUCCUGUUAUGACAAACAGUAAAGGGAAUGAGUGUCGGCAUGUCACAGAGGAACUACUUAAGAAUUCCAGCAAUAAAGCAUACAGCACAAAAGUGCUCACCUGGAAUGAAGAAGUAUCUGAUGUCAGCCAUGAUGCAUUAUCCUGUGUUAAUGAAAUAAAAGACAAUACUGUGAUAGAUGAAUGGGAUGAAGAUUUUGACAGUGGAAAGGUAAAGAAGAUGAAAUUCAAGCGGGACAGAUGGAGGACCAGGAAUGUUUUCCAAACCUUGCAAAAUCGGCGUAACUUCUGGUCUGUCAUGCACCCUAGGCAAUUCUCAGGGCCAGUCUAUAGGUUUUGAUUAGCACCAAUGUGCUGAUACAGUGAUCUAGCUGGGCAUAGUGUAAAAACAAAAAAACCCUGCGGUUUUGAUUUUUUAUGUCAUUUCUACAAACCACUCCUUAUGUAAACCGUACUAACACAUCAAUAAUAUUUACUUGAAACCAUAUCCUACAGGAAGUACUAAUAACAAUGACUUUAAUUUAUUCUAUGUUACAAGCACACCGGAAACACAAAUCUUAUG